Labrus mixtus (cuckoo wrasse) is the source of this 1798-nucleotide messenger RNA. RefSeq lists its product as uncharacterized. Gene Ontology annotation, biological process: adaptive immune response. Bases 63 to 653 code for a protein of 196 amino acids. The record is from RefSeq and is a predicted model, not a curated record. Gene Ontology annotation, cellular component: membrane. Gene Ontology annotation, molecular function: signaling receptor activity. The transcript has 4 exons. Lineage: Eukaryota; Metazoa; Chordata; Actinopteri; Labriformes; Labridae.
ACGCAUACUUCCUCCUGUCGGGUUCAAGUUCAGCUGCGUCUUGUGUGACAGUCACUAUCAGUAUGUCUGCUGUCUGCUUGAAGUUCAUUACCUUCCUUUGUCUCUGCUGCACGGCCCUGAGUGGCUCAGAGAGCAAUGGAGUGGUACGGAGAGAUCCUGGAGGAUCCGUCACAAUCCAGUGCAGAUAUCUUCAAUCAAGUCCAGCAUCCCUGACUCUGAUGAAAGGUCUCAAUGAUGACUUCCAAGUUUUGUACAAAAUGAACACCUCAAGACCUGUCAUCGCCAAAGAUUUCAAAAGCAGACUUCAGAUACAUGGAGAGUUCCCAAAUCUGGAGAUCUUUAUCAGAAACUUGACCUCUGAAGACACUGGGCCGUACUGGUGCAAGUACCAAAAGAGUACGACCGACCCGAAGCCUGAGAAUGGCCAAGGGUCUGUGCUGCUGCUGGUGACGGAUACAGCGAAGAAGUGCGACCAAUCCAACAAGAGUCUGGUCGUGGUGUCUGUUGUGAUCUCAGCUGCUGUGCUGCUCGGCAUCAUCCUAGCCUUCCUCGUGUGGAUCAUCAAGGCAAGGUCACGGCGCACCACAGAAAAACCGGUCCGCAUCAACAACAAUGAUGUAUACGAGGAGAUGCGGGCAACAAUCCGGCGCUGAAGAUGGAAGCGUGCAAGAAACCAACAUGAAACUGCAGCAGAGUGCAAGUGAUGCAUGUGAUGCAUGUGGCGCAAUGCAGAAACUCAGCAGAGAGAGACUGUCAGAAGAAGACGGUUCAAAGAUGAUGAAGUCCAUGAAUUACAAAAGUUCAACCUGCACUGUCACUGAAAGAACAAAAAACUUUAUCUGGAAAGUUGUUUUUUUUUGUUUCGUUUGUCCCUCAGUCUCAAAAAGUAUAAUCUUUUAUCUAUGAUCAUUUUGAAAUGUAAAUAUGUUCUUUAUGUACAGAACUUUAACUCUUUCUCUUAUAAGUGUGUACAAAGUGGAUACGUAAUUUUGCAGAUGAUGUGUUGUUUUACUAAAUGCAGGGUUUAUGUAAAUGCCUGAAAGAAAGAUACUGGAAUCAUUGAAAAUUACUCGUAGAAUCUAAAAUGUUGACUAACAUGAAUGACAUUGAAAUGGUUUUUAUGACACAAAAAAAAGCCCAAAAGGGAUUUAAAAGUUUGUAAUAAUUUCAAAUUUUUAUUUCAUGAAGCACGUUUUUUUUUUUAAAAUUCAAGUCAACAGGAGAAUAAAAACUGAAAUACCAGGUUAAGUGGAAAUCAGAAAAAAAGUUUCUCAUGUAAGUGUUCCUGAAUGCAUGGCAAUUUUCCUUGGACAUCACAAACACAGGGGUAAGAAUAACCGCUGUUAAAACGUCUUACUAAAGGAAUGACUGAUCACUAUCGAUUCAUCACUUUAAGGCUGAUAGGACAUAAAAGAAGAAAAGAUGGUGUAAAUCAGGAGCAGGAGCAGAUAAGAGCCAGGGCCACCCAAGAAAUCUGAUUCCCCCUCACCUGUCCAUGCCAAAAUCCUGAACUAUGAUUGGCUGUUUGCCUUGUCAGAGGUGGGACAAAUUAACUGUUUAGGCUGUGUUACAAAAGGCUGCUGGUAGCUUCCUUUGCAUUUCAAUAUAGCACAUUUAGUAAAUAUUUUAAAUAAUGAUUGAAAAUAGGGAGCUGUUUUCGGUGGGUCACGGAUGUGUGACUUUACCAAAAAGUAUUUGAAGUGCCUUUUAAAUAUUGUUAAAUAUUGUUUUGUUCCAUUUUUCUGUUCUGUCACAUGUUUUGUACAAUAAAAGGUCCAAACUGAUUGGUUGAAAAAUA